Molecule: messenger RNA, 1524 nt
Organism: Endocarpon pusillum Z07020
Lineage: Eukaryota; Fungi; Ascomycota; Eurotiomycetes; Verrucariales; Verrucariaceae
Exons: 4
Coding region: 1-1524 (507 amino acids)
Molecular function (GO): heme binding; oxidoreductase activity, acting on paired donors, with incorporation or reduction of molecular oxygen; iron ion binding
Source: RefSeq, a predicted model, not a curated record
AUGCUGUCGUUCUUUGUGUAUGCUGCCUAUGGCAGCAUGAUCCUUACAUUACUCGUCUAUAAGUAUUUUCAUGUUCCUAAGGGCCUGCCAAACGUCCCCACAGUGCCUGUCUAUGUUACUCUAGCAGGUCUCUGGUCUGGUCUGGGUCAGGACGAAAUCUAUGACCGAUGGCUGCGAAAGCCAUUAGAGACUCACGGAGCCGUUAAGAUAUGGGUUCAAGGGGGUUGGAGAAUCCUCAUCACUCGGCCGGAUCUACUCACUUCUAUUUUCCGCGAUGAGGAUCUUUACGCAAAGAGUGGGCAUAUGAAAAGAGCACCAUGGACAGUGAUUAGUGCUUUACUUGGUGAUAAUAUGCUCGCUGCACAUGGGGACAAGUGGAGACUCUUUGCUUCGAUUAUGAAACCGGGUUUGCAGAAAACGCGCCACCAUUCGGGACUGCUAUUAGAGAAGUCGAGAGAGUUCAUCGAUCUACUGAUCAGAACCCAGGCAGACGGGCCUGACGGUGGAAUAUUAGUGGAUCCUCUGAUUCAGAGGUUCACCCUUGCGGCCAUGGGAGAAAGCUUGUUGGAUUUAGACCUUGGUACUCUUGAUCGAGCUGGACUUCGAAUCGAUGAGUUGGCGGCUAUGAUUAUUCGGACCGUUUUCAAGCCUCUUUACUUCCACUUCCCAGAUCUGGAUAGAUUUCCAUGGCUGUUCAGAUCGAGAAAACGCGCAUUCGCUAUUAUGAAAGAGCUUGAUGAUCUGCUCUGCCAUCUCGUCCGGGAGAACCCACGUAAAUUAGAGUUGAAAAAACCGUUGGAUUCUCAAGAUGAACUCGUCAUUCAUAGCUUAGAGCGAGCUCUUGAUGAGAAACUAAUCAGCGACCAUCAAUUUAGGAGCAAUCUCAAAUUAAUGUUCGUGACUGGGUACGAAAACACACAACAAUUGCUCAAUAGUUUGUUCUGGAAGUUGGGUACAGAUCAGAGCGUACAAGAUAAAGUGAGGACAGAAGUCUAUGAUAGCAACAUCAUUGAUCCCACGGAAGAGUCGUUUAGCGCGCUUCCUUAUCUUACCGCGGUCGUGGCCGAGCUUUUACGGUGUUAUCCUCCCAUUUCUCAACUUGUCAACCGCCGAACACAGAAGCCUUGUCGUUUGGGCGACAUCGGCGACCUCCCUCAAGGUACUAUUGUAGGAUAUAACGCAUACGGCGUUCAUACCGACGAGCAUGUGUGGGGCCCAACCGCACGGGACUUCAUUCCCGAGCGAUGGGGCCAUUCCUCUGACGAGAUCCUUGCACGCAUGCGGAAAGAAACAGCUAAAGGCACGUUUAUCCCAUUUAGCAGUCAUAAUCGAAAGUGCCCAGGACUAGGCUUUGCCGUUCUUGAGACGAAAAUCGUGCUAUUCGAACUAGUCCGACGGGUGAAGUGGCAUGUCGCUCCAGAUUACAAGAUUAAAUGGACCCGGGGAGGCUUCUUAAUGCCGCUCGAACUCAGAAUCUUCGUGUCAGAGCUGCCCGUCAGAGACGCGAAGGCAGAAGAGAACUAG